Messenger RNA from Girardinichthys multiradiatus, 4279 nucleotides. Its product is annotated as NACHT, LRR and PYD domains-containing protein 12-like. The transcript has 13 exons. The record is from RefSeq and is a predicted model, not a curated record. Lineage: Eukaryota; Metazoa; Chordata; Actinopteri; Cyprinodontiformes; Goodeidae. Bases 16 to 3513 code for a protein of 1165 amino acids. Gene Ontology annotation, molecular function: protein binding.
GUCAGGUAUCAGAUCAUGAGAAACAGGUUCAGAGUCCAUUUAGUAACAGAACAGAACAAAGAGAAGAAUCUGGAUCAGAGACAGUUACUGGACCUGAAUCACUGGGAGCUGACUAGUUCUGGUUUCUCUCUCAGACUGACUGAAGUUCAGAAGAUGGAAGAUUGGGAACUAAAGAAGGACAAAGCAGAACCUCCAGGAUCCAACUGUCCACCUAUGGGGAGUAACCAGUCCAAAGGAAACCCUCCAGACUUCAGUAAUGAACCUGGACCUUCAGAACCAGAAGAAAAGAUGGAGCAGAGUCCAAAAGAAGAUCAGCAGGAUGUUGAUCUUAUUGGUCGGUGUCAAAGUGACCUUAAAGUGUCUCUGAAGAAUAGGUUUCAAGGUGUCCGUGAAGGCAUUCCUAAAGCUGGAAGGAAAACCUUUCUGAAUGAGAUCUACACAGAGCUCUUCAUCAUGGAGGGAGGAACUGGAGAGGUCAAUGAUGAACAUGAGGUCAGACAGAUUGAAACAUCAUCCAGGAAACCAAAAAGACCAGAAACAACAAUCGGACAAGAAGACGUCUUCAAACUCCCACCUGGAAGAAAGAACCCAAUCAGAACCGUGAUGACAAAGGGCGUGGCUGGCAUUGGGAAAACAGUCUUAACACAGAAGUUCACUGUGGACUGGGCUGAAGACAAAACCAACCAGAACAUCCAGUUCAUAUUUCCAUUCACCUUCAGAGAGCUGAAUGUGCUGAAAGAGAAAAAGUUCAGCUUGGUGGAACUGAUUCAUCACCGCUUUACUAAAACCAAAGGAAUCAGCAACUUUGAACAGUUCCAGGUUCUGUUCAUCCUUGAUGGUCUGGAUGAGAGUCGACUUCCUCUGGACUUCCACAACACGGAGACUCUGACUGAUGUUACAGAGUCCACCUCAGUGGAUGUUCUGCUGAUCAACCUCAUCAGGGGGGAACUGCUUCCCUCUGCUCUCCUCUGGAUAACCACACAACCUGCAGCAACCAAUCAGAUCCCAGAUGAGUUCAUCGACAUGGUGACAGAGGUCAGAGGGUUCACUGACCCACAGAAGGAGGAGUACUUCAGAAAGAGAUUCAGUGAUGAGGAGGAGAAGGCCAGCAAGAUCAUCUCCCACAUCAAGACAUCACGAAGCCUCCACAUCAUGUGCCACAUCCCAGUCUUCUGCUGGAUCACUGCUACGGUUCUGGAGGAUGAGUUAAAGAUCAGAGAGGGAGGAGAGCUGCCAAAGACCCUGACUGAGAUAUACAUCCGCUUCCUGGUGGUUCAGAUCAAAAACAAGAGGACAAAGCAUGAUAAAGGAACUGCAGAAGAUCCAGACAUUAGUGAGAUGGUUGUGUCUCUGGGAAAACUGGCUUUUGAGCAGCUGCUGAAAGGAAACAUGAUCUUCUAUGAAUCAGACCUGAUGGAGUGUGGCAUCGAUAUCCAAGAGGCUCCACUCUAUUUAGGAGUGUUCACUGAGAUCUUUAAAGUGGAGAGAGGGAUGGACAACUACUCAGUCUACUCCUUCGUUCAUCUGAGCAUCCAGGAGUUCCUGGCUGCAGUCUACAUGUUCCACUGUUUCACCAACAGAAACACAGGCGUUAUGAACAGGUUCCUGGGAGAAGACCAUAAUUACUCAUCUCUGGAGGGCUUCCUGAAGAAAGUCAUGGAGAAAUCCCUCAGCAGUGAAAAUGGUCACCUGGACCUGUUUGUCCGCUUCCUUCAUGGCUUCUCUGAGGAGUCCAACCAGAGACUCUUAGGAGGUCUGGUGGGUCAGACAGAGAACAGUCCAGAAACCACCCAGGAAAUCAUUAACAACCUGAAGGAGAUGAACAUUGGUUUUAUCUCUCCAGACAGAAGCAUCAACAUCUUCCACUGUCUGAUGGAGAUGAAGGACCUCUCAGUUUAUCAGGAGAUCCAACAGUUCCUGAAAUCAGAGAACAGAUCUGAGAAGAAGCUCUCAGAGAUCCAGUGUUCAGCUCUGGCCUACAUGCUGCAGAUGUCAGAGGAGGUUCUGGAUGAGUUGGACCUGGAGAAGUACAACACAACAGAGGAUGGACGACUGAGACUGAUUCCAGCUGUGAGGAACUGCAGAAAGGCUCGACUUGUUGGCUGUAAACUCUCAGAAACUGAAUGUGAAGUUGUGGCCUCAGCUCUGGAGUCCAACCCCCACCUGACUGAACUGGACAUCAGUGAGAUCUGUGGAGGAAGAACCUUUGGAGAUUCUGGAUUGAAGCAUCUGUUGGCGAUACUGGAGAGUUCAAUCUGUAAACUGAAGAUCCUGAGAUUAAGGAGCUGCAGUUUGACAGCGAUCAGCUGUGCUUCUUUGGUCUCAGCUCUGAAGUCCAACCCCUCCCAUCUGUCAGAACUGGACCUGAGUCAGAACUACAACCUGAAAGAUGCUGGAGUGGAGGAGCUCUUUGGUUUUCUACAGACUCCUCUCUGCAAACUACAGAUAUUGAGACUGAGCUUCUGCAGUUUGUCAGAGAACAGCUGUGCUUCUCUGGUCUCAGCUCUGAAGUCCAACCCUUCCCAUCUAACAGAACUGGACCUGAGCUGGAACAAAGACCUGAAAGAUUCUGGAGUGAAAGAGCUCUGUGGUUUUCUACAGACUCCUCUCUGCAAACUACAGAUAUUGAGAUUGAAGGAGUGCAGUUUGUCAGAGAUCAGCUGUGCCUCUAUGGGCUCAGCUCUGAAGUCCAACCCCUCCCAUCUGACAGAACUGGACCUGAGGUGGAACAACUUGAGAGAUUAUGGAGUGAAGGAGCUCUGUGGUUUUCUACAGACUCCUCUCUGCCAACUACAGAUAUUGACAUUGAAGGAGUGCAGUUUGUCAGAGAACAGCUGUGCUUCUCUGGUCUCAGCUCUGAAGUCCAACCCGUCCCAUCUGACAGAACUGGACCUGAGUCAGAACAACCUGAAAGAUUCUGGAGUGAAGGAGCUCUGUGGUUUUCUACAAACUCCUCUCUGCAAACUACAGAUAUUGAGAUUGAGGCUCUGCAGUUUGACAGACAUCAGCUGUACUUCUCUGGUGUCAGCUUGGAAGUUCAACCCCUCCCAUCUGUCAGAACUGGACCUGAGUCAGAACAACCUGAAAGAUGCUGGGGUCAAGGAGCUCUGUGGUUUUCUACAGACUCCUCUCUGCAAACUACAGAUAUUGAGAUGGAGGAGCUGCAGAUUGUCAGAGAUCAGCUGUACUUCUCUGGUGUCAGCUCUGAAGUCCAACCCGUCCCAACUGACAGAACUGGACCUGAGCUACAACAACCUGAAAGAUUCUGGAGUGAAGGAGCUCUGUGAUUUUCUACAGACUCCUCUCUGCAAACUACAGAGAUUGAAAUUGGAGCGCUGCCAUUUGUCAAAGAUCAGCUGUGCUUCUCUGGUCUCAGCUCUGAAGUCCAACCCGUCCCAUCUGACAGAACUGGACCUGGGCUUCAACAACCUGAAUGAGUCAGAUGUUCAGCAGCUGGAGGAUUUUGUAAAGAGUUCAGACUACAAACUGAAUGAUGUGUGGAGGGCAGAUUGAUGAUCUUUGUAAAGGAGAGAAGCUGAGCUGUGUCCUGAUGAUCCACAGAGGUUGAAGCUGCAGCAGUUUGAGUUUAAAGAGACUCUGUGUUAUGAUUUGGGGUUGAUGGUUUUUGGUUUCUGGUUUUUCUUAUGUUUUUCACAGUUAAGGUUUUGACUCGUUCUUUUGUUAUUAUUCUUCUUAGAUUUUGAAUCAUGCUUCUGUUAUUUUCCUGGCCAUGCUUUAGGUUUGUCGUCUUGUCCAUGUUCUGUCAAUUAAGUUUAUUCGGUUCACCUGUCCAAGUUAAUCUGUCUUUUUGCUCCACCUGGUUUUCACUCCAUAUAUACACUCCUGUUAAGUUGUUCAUCACGGAAACAUUUCUUAUGCUCAUGUCUUGUUUUCAUGCCUGUCUUGCCUGCCCGUUUGUUUUGUUCCUGCCUCCUGUAGUGAGUGAGUUUUUUGUUAUUAAAUCUUUUGCACUUACCGUCAUGCUGCCUUCUGAUCUGCAUUCUGGGGUCCUAUAUCUCACAAACCGUAACACUCUGACUGGAUCAUGAUGAUGAACUCUGACUUUAGAGAUUUUUAUCCUGUUUAUUUUCUCAUUUAGUGUAUGAUAUUGUUUGUCUCUCUGGACCAAUGAAGAUGAAAUGAAAACGAAGCUGCAUUUAGUGGCUCCAUGUAGUUUUGAUCUGAAAUUAAUUAAACUAUAAAGUUGAUUUUUUUUCUCACUGAUUCAUUUUUUAAGCCUGAAACCAAGAAACAUGAAAUAAAGCUAAAUUCAGACGUU